GCCCGAUGGACUGCGGUGCCAGUGUCCCUCUCGCGCGCAGCUGCGCGUGUGUCUGCCAAUGUGUUCGUCUCCCUUUUUGCUAUUUCUAAAUAUAUACCUUGGCUGAGAUAGGAACACAGUGGUCGUAGUAGUCUUCAGUCCUCGGUCCUCGCUACUCCUACUUGCACACGCAUCUCCAUCUCCGUUCACCUUUUGUCUCUGCGAUUGUCUGCCCUUGAACUUCGCGUGUUGCUCCCAAUCCUUGCUUGAGUCCUAGCCCUUCACGACCGCAGGCACGCGUGCGAAUAGAGAACUCGAACACACCAAGCCACCAUGUCCUACUCGACACACCUACAGAGCAAGUUCGCCCACAAAGUGGGCGAGCCAGUGCCUGAAUUCAACACCGAACAUCCAGCACACCCAGCGAUAGUCCACUUCCCCAUCGCCUUCAACAUGCUCUCAUGGGCUCUCGACAUCCUCUACGCCUUGACAGCCGUGUAUAUCAAGCCCGGGUUCCUGACCUCGCGCUUCGCCGAGCCCGCGACGCUCCUCGACCUGAACCGCCUCUCGUAUUUCUUGCUCUGCGCAGGCCUGAUCAGCACCGUGCCGGCCAUCAUGUCAGGCAACAUCCAGCUGGUGGGCAUGAUCAAGAAGAACGGUGGGCCCUGGGAGAAAGAUGCUCAGGGAAAACAAAAGGACACCAUGGUGCCGCGGAUCAAGGCCGCCAUCACUCAUGCUCUCAUCAACGAUUUUGUGUUCGUUGCAAACUUGUACAGUUGGUAUAUUCGCAAGAAUAACGGCACUGUGGGAAGAGUGCCCAGCCAGACCAAUUUGCUUAUCAGUGUGGUGCUGUUGCCCUUGUUGAUUGUGUCGGCCAAGAUUGGUGGUACCCUCGUGUUUAACCAUGGUGUGGGCUUGAACUUGGGCAGGAAAAAGUGGGAGUAAAAUUGGUGUCUACAGACCGGCGCUUAUUGAAACCUACCUACACUAUUAUGCGAGGUCAAUUGGAGAUUUCUAGGGGAAAGUUGUCCUGGGACUCGAGCGAGAGGUUUUGGGUUCGAACCAGGUGUCUCUCUGCUCAGACAGAUACAGGCUGGGAUGAGCAGGUUCUGUACGAAGCUGCAGGGCAUGAGCCUAGUUGGUCAUGCCGCCAAUUUUGGAGAAGGAGCAGGUAUUACUAGAACAUUGAACUUUGGCGCACUGCGUUGAACAUAUUGAAUGGCCGGGCAUAAUAAUAAAAAAAGUAUAAUUCUGGGAGAAUUCAAUAUGACACAGCUACGAGUAUCCCAAAUUCUUGUCAUCACAA
Molecule: messenger RNA, 1285 nt
Organism: Exophiala dermatitidis NIH/UT8656
Lineage: Eukaryota; Fungi; Ascomycota; Eurotiomycetes; Chaetothyriales; Herpotrichiellaceae
Exons: 2
Coding region: 313-924 (203 amino acids)
Source: RefSeq, a predicted model, not a curated record